AUGGACUUGCGGCUGCUAGCGGCGCUCGGGGCGCUGCUGUGCGUCUGCUGCAGCAUCGAGGAGGGCUCAGCUUAUACGUUCAGGACUUUCAUGGGCGCGGAAAUUGCCGCAACUGCGAUCUCGAGCAGCGCGGUCGUGGAGCGUCCGUGCGAGUGUCGCGUGCUGUGCCGGGACUCAUGCGUCGCGGUAGCCAUCAGGCGUCAGCCACCACGCCACUUCCACUGCUCCUUCACCGAACAAAAGAUCGCAUUCACCAACGACCUUGUGGCCUCUACUCUUGACAGCAGGGUGUUCUACAAACGCCAAGGAUGCCGUGACAACUUCACGCUCGUGGACAACGUGGGCUGCAUUUACGUCUCCACCGCCACACUGAACUUCACCGCCGCCGCCGCGUCCUGUCCCUUCGACUCCCAACUCUUCACCGCCAACUUCCUCAUCGACUUCGACGCCAUGCGGGAAUACCUCUUGAAGAAUGCCCCAUCCGAAAUCAAGAUAAUUUGGAUUGGUCUGGACCGAACUCCGAAUGCAACAACUUGGAAGUGGUUUGGGGGCGGCACCAUCCCAGCUAUUCACCCAUCACCUUACUGGGGUCAGUUUGACCCAAAUGGAGGGCCUGCAGACU
This is a messenger RNA of Hyalella azteca, 622 nucleotides long. RefSeq lists its product as uncharacterized. The record is from RefSeq and is a predicted model, not a curated record. The annotation marks the transcript as partial. Lineage: Eukaryota; Metazoa; Arthropoda; Malacostraca; Amphipoda; Hyalellidae. The transcript is spliced from 4 exons.